Messenger RNA from Scylla paramamosain (green mud crab), 3861 nucleotides. Its product is annotated as zinc finger protein 41-like. Gene Ontology annotation, biological process: regulation of DNA-templated transcription. Bases 66 to 2450 code for a protein of 794 amino acids. The record is from RefSeq and is a predicted model, not a curated record. Gene Ontology annotation, molecular function: RNA polymerase II cis-regulatory region sequence-specific DNA binding; DNA-binding transcription factor activity, RNA polymerase II-specific. The transcript is spliced from 3 exons. Lineage: Eukaryota; Metazoa; Arthropoda; Malacostraca; Decapoda; Portunidae.
GUUGAAUCUACGUUCAGUCCCCGCCAUUUUAGUGCCUUGUUUACUGCGUUGGGUGGGAGGAGGAGAUGGCGCCACGAGGAAAGAAGAAGGGAGGAGGUUCCCCACGCAAGCAACUCAACAUCCAACAGUUCAUGUCCCCAAAAGUCAAGAAUGAGAGCCCAAGGAAGCGAAAAGCAAAGGAAGAAGCAGAUGAAGUGGAGAUGGUGGAGGAGGUGGUGAUUGUGGAGGAGAACACAGAGAGACCACCACCAACAAGAAGCCCAAGGAAGAAAGCUCGCAGGGUCGCCGAGGGUGCCAACAACAACAAUAACAAUAACAAUGAGAAGGAGGCCGAAACAGCUACAAACAACAAUAACAACAACAACAACAACAACAACAAUGAAAAACCACCCACACCAGAGAAGAAGAAGAGCAGUGGCCGGGGACGCGCCAACACUUCCACCACGGCCAUGAGGCAGACAAGAGGUGCACGGGCCCUGGCGGCAAAGGAGGAGAAGGGGAAGGAUGCCGUGACGGUGGAGGAGGAGGACGUGAAGGAUUUUGAGGCAGAGAAGGAGGUGGAGGGUGAGGAAGAAACUCCAUCAGUCACUCAGCUGUCUGGUGGAGAGGAGCAUGAGGAAGAAGAAGAGGAUGAAGACCGGAGCACAGUUGGGAUGAUAGGACCAGACCCCAUCCAUGUGGACUCCCCAGGCGAGGACAGCCGUGAUGGGACUGACUUCACCCCACCAUACACCCCAGUUGGCACCACCAAGAUCCUGCAUACCACCCCUCCACAGCCCAAGGAAGAGAAGAACAAGUUCAAGUGCAAGGAGUGUGACCAGUGGUUCCCCAACCGCUAUUUCCAGAGGAAGCACACACUGAUGGAACAUGAGAACCAGUUGUAUGAGUGUCGGGUGUGCAGCUUCAACUCGGUCAACCCAGAGAAGCUGAAAAGUCACAUCAUCAAGCAGCAUGUCAUCAAGAAGGAGCGCAGCGAGCCAGUGUCCCUGGAUGAGCUCAAAGUGGACCUGGAUGAGCUGAUCACCAAGCACACGCCCCGCAAGGUGAUGAUGGAAGAUGGUGUGGCGCUGGGCAGGGACGCCAGCAACAAGAUGCGCUACAUCUGUGCCAUGUGUGACCGCAUCUACACCAGCAAGUACUCCCUGGAGCGCCACGUGCGCUGCCACACGGGGGAGAAGCCGUACGUGUGUGACGUGUGCAACUUCUCCACCAGCUACCGCGAGCACAUGAUGCGCCACAUGACCAGCGUCCACCUCAUCGUGCACUCGGAUGAACCCAGGCAGAAGUACAUCCCCAAGAACCGCAGGAAGACUGAAGAGAAGAACGUGUCCACUGAGGAGGACCCAUUAAUUGUGGACGAGGCAGACAAGGAAGAUGACGAGGAGAAGGAUUCUGAAACUGCUGAGAGUGCUGAGGCUGCUGUGACUUCUGAUAAUGCCAGUGUGGUGUCCCCUACACCAGCCAAGAAGCGGAGGAACAUCCUGCGCAAGCGAUUUGAGUGUGCCGCGUGUGGUCUGAAGGCCACCCACAAAACAGAUCUGGUGAACCACAUCAAGGAGAGGCACCCCAACGCCCACAUUGAGUCCCUGGACAAUGGUGACGGCUCCAAGGUGCACCUCAUUGUCACCAUGUCCAAGAAGCCGACGCCCUCCCGCCGCAUGGUUAUCACCUGUCCAGACUGCUCCAAGGUGUUCCACGACACCUGGAAGUACAAGGUGCACAUGCGCUCCCACACGGGCGUCAAGCCUUUUGGGUGCAACAUGUGUUCCUUCUUUGCCACCAGCAAGAUGACAGUGCGUGACCACAUCCACCGCAAGCACAAGGGCGCCGACAACCCCCGCAUCCUCCUCCGCACUGUGGGGAUCGAUGGCACGGUGAGCCACGUGGAACUCAACAUGCCAGAGCGAGAGUUCAAGUGUGACCGCUGUGGGGAAGUGUUUGAGGACAACUACCACAUGAAGCACCACAAGAAGAAGGCACACUCAGACGUGGCACCAUUUUCGUGCAAGGAGUGCAGCCACAGAGAAUGGGCACGUGCCAACAUCAUCAUCCACUGCCUCCAGGCCCACAAAGACAAGAGUAUUGAGAACAUGAUUCUGCGCAAUGACAAGCCCUUCAAUGUGGGGCCGCUCAAACUGCCCAAGUGUCAGCAGUGUGACAAGGUGUUCCCCUACCAGUCCCAGCUGUACAUCCACAUGAAGCAGCACACAGGUGAACGCAACUACUUCUGUGACAUCUGCAGCUAUCGCACCAACUCCAAGGUCGCCCUGGAGAAACACAUCCUCAAGCACCUGGAGGGGGAGAACAAAAAGACUGCCCCUAUCAGUCGCAAAAGGAACCUCAAGAAGAAAGCCUCCAAGGAAGAUGAUGUGAUUAACUUUGUGGACAUCAACAACCUGCAGGAAGAUGCAGACAACGCUUCAGCAGAGAAAGACAGUGGGAAAAAGUAAUUGUGGAGAGCCAACGUGACAAGUUGUGUGGAAGCUUCUCUCGCUGAACCCAAGUGCCUUCCCGAGGGACCAGCCUGCUAGUGUACCGGUCUGAUUGGUACAACCUGUGGACUACAUUAGCAAGUAGUAUCCUAAGUACAGUAACUUUGCCUGUAGACUUUGGUGCUUACUAAGUACAUUCAUAUUGUUAUGAUCUGGCCGGCCAGUGUGUGCCGUAUAGUGAUUUGUCCGAAUGGUCCUCUUGUUUCGUUGUUUUUGGUACUGGGAGCUGUUAUGAAUGUUUGUUGAAUUUCUUAAUGUUGAUUUAACAUUUCAAGUUCCUGUUGAACAGUCUUCAGCAACAAUCAAAUCAGACUUCAGACAAAUUGCUAUAUUAAGUUUACAUGCAGUAUUUUAGUGUUUGUGUUCCACCACACGUCUUGCAUUUAAAUGGACAAUUUGUGUUCACCACAAUUGACAAGUAUAUAUUUACAAUUCUGAUUCCAAACUAUAUCUUAGUCAUUAGUUUGAGACUAACAUCCAGAAAGAACAUGUGAUCUGAUUUACAGGGGAGAAAAUUGUGUUCUGGAAGGUGUUCAUGUGGGAGCUUCAGCUGUGUUCUUCAUGAAUUGUUAAUAUUCUUGUUUGUAUCACCUUAGCUUGUAAGGUUUCACAGUUUUAUUUUUAAUAAGUUAAAGAUUUUCAAGUGUGAUUAAAGAUACAUUUUUAGCCAAUAAUAACCUUAGGUCUUCCUUGAAUGCCAAGAUGUGCUGUCCCUGGCAGGGAGGCCACAUCACCCACCGCCAGCAACGGUGCCUUCCUUCAUGUGCCUUUUGAUGCCUCGUGUAUCAAAACUUUUAAAAGUAAAAUAAAAUAAAAUAUAUUUUCAUAAAGGAAGAUUGAAUUUUGCAGUUGUGAGGUUUGAGGAGACUCACAGUAGAACCUGUGCAAGUUGUGAACCAAUUUGCUGAGAACUAACUUCCCUUGAGAACAAGUUCUUCCAAGUAUUCAGUAGAAUGAAUGACAAGUGUGGCAUGCAUAUGUAUGGUAUACUUAGUGUAAGGAUCAGAAUGUGAAUGAAAAGUUUGACUGAAGAUAGCUGUGUUGAGAGAAGUUGUUAAGGGAAAGGUAUUUGGGUACAAUAUUAGCUAGUUUAAAAAAUUAGAUGUUUUUGUAAUGGAUGGAAGAGUCACUGUGAAGACAUUUUGUGAUUUUGUAAUAUGAGAUGCAGCAUUGUGUGUAUUGUGAUAAUUUCCACGUCCAGUGAAAGCUUCCAUACAUUGUGUAUUGCAUGGUGUGUGCUAGAGUAGGUCAGCCCGGCACCUGGCAGGUUGUGCUGGGAUUGCUAAACAAAUAUUUUAUUAAGAGUCCAGUUUGUAAGAAUUUAUAGUGUAUCUUUAAUAUUUUGAAAUAAACAUUUCAUUACUUCUCA